Messenger RNA from Populus euphratica (Euphrates poplar), 1455 nucleotides. Its product is annotated as aspartic proteinase nepenthesin-1-like. Gene Ontology annotation, biological process: proteolysis. Bases 1 to 1134 code for a protein of 377 amino acids. Gene Ontology annotation, cellular component: extracellular region. The record is from RefSeq and is a predicted model, not a curated record. The transcript has 2 exons. NCBI's taxonomy places the organism in Eukaryota, Viridiplantae, Streptophyta, Magnoliopsida, Malpighiales, Salicaceae. Gene Ontology annotation, molecular function: aspartic-type endopeptidase activity.
AUGGAGAGGAAAAGGGAGAAGAACCACAACGAGCACCAGCGCCACCGCUUAACACCUCCAGCAGCACAACUAAUGAUUGCAGCCAUCGCUGCACACUCCAAUCUCCCAAGCUCCGACCUUUGUGCUAUUUCCAACUGCCCGUUAGAAUCCAUCGAAACAUCUGAUUGUCAAAAACAUUCUUGCCCGCAAUUCUAUUAUGCUUAUGGCGAUGGCAGCCUGAUAGCUCGCCUAUACCGCGACUCUAUUAGUCUACCGUUAAGCAACCCAACAAACUUGAUAGUCAAUAAUUUCACAUUUGGCUGUGCCCACACCGCGCUAGCCGAGCCUAUUGGAGUUGCUGGGUUUGGCCGGGGAGUCCUUUCUUUGCCUGCCCAGCUUGCUACAUUACCUCCCCAUCUUGGGAACCAAUUCUCUUAUUGUUUGGUGUCUCAUUCCUUUGAUUCAGACCGACUUCGUCGACCAAGCCCGCUCAUUUUAGGAAGGUAUGAUCAUGAUGAGAAAGAGAGAAGGGUAAACGGUAUUAAUAAGCCUCGUUUUGUAUAUACUUCUAUGCUCGAUAAUCCAGAGCACCCUUAUUUUUAUUGUGUUGGACUUGAGGGUAUUUCUAUUGGUAGAAAGAAAAUCCCGGCUCCAGGGUUUUUGAGGAAGGUUGAUGGAGAGGGGAGUGGUGGGUUGGUGGUGGAUUCAGGGACUACUUUUACUAUGUUGCCGGCGAGUUUGUAUGGCUCUGUUGUGGCAGAGUUUGAGAAACGAUUUGGGCGAGUUAAUGAGCGAGCUAUAGUUAUUGAGGAAGAUACUGGAUUGAGUCCUUGUUAUUAUUUCGACAAUAACGUGAUGAAUGUGCCAAGUGUCGUGCUGCAUUUUGUGGGGAAUGGAUCAAGUGUGGUGCUUCCUAGAAGGAACUAUUUUUAUGAAUUUUUGGAUGGUGGUGAUGGGAAGGGGAAGAAAAGAAAGGUUGGGUGUUUGAUGCUGAUGAACGGUGGUGACGAGGCUGAGUUGAGUGGUGGGCCGGGGGCUACUUUGGGGAAUUACCAGCAACAGGGGUUUGAAGUGGUUUAUGAUUUGGAGAACAAAAGGGUUGGGUUUGCAAGGAGGCAGUGUGCAUCUUUAUGGGAAACCUUGAACCAGGAUUAACAAUUAAACCUUAAGAGGGUUUAAGAAGUCCAAGGUUUUGGGUUUUGUUCGUACAAGUUCAGUUCAUACUCGCAUCACUUUUUUGCUUUUGGCAUUGAACUCAAUAAUGUCCAUUGAAAUGUUUAUUGCUUGGCACAUAGGAAGGUGGACGCGAGAAGCAAAAAAACGAAAUGCCUGUAAAAAGCUGUGUAAAGUUGGAAUCUAUAGUGGUUGUUGUGAUUAAAUAGUGUUCCAGGGAUGGAUGGUGUAUUUAGUUUGAGCAAUGCUUUGUACAUUAUUCAAUAAGAGCUGACAGUGACGAUGCAAGAACGUUUUUCCACA